Molecule: messenger RNA, 1071 nt
Organism: Copidosoma floridanum
Lineage: Eukaryota; Metazoa; Arthropoda; Insecta; Hymenoptera; Encyrtidae
Gene: CycD
Product: cyclin D
Source: RefSeq, a predicted model, not a curated record
CACUCCUCUACGUGUUCGAAGUAUCUGCUGUUUGGUACGUUACGAGUACACAGAGUCAUAGCCAUGGAACUGCUGUGCUGCGAGACCACGGGGCCAAACGAGUGCACUGCUUACCCGGACCCGGCCAUUCUCGGCGACGAACGUGUCCUCCAGAACCUACUCAGAAGUGAGGAGCGCUACGCACCCUCAGCCUCGUACUUUGGCUGCGUCCAACGCGACAUAUCGCCGGUUAUGCGCAAAAUCGUCGCCGAGUGGAUGCUCGAGGUGUGCGAGGAACAAAAGUGCCAAGAGGAGGUGUUUCCGCUGUCCAUGAACUACCUGGACAGGUUCCUCAGCAUCUGCCCGAUCAGGAAGUCGCAGCUCCAGCUACUCGGCACCGUAUGUCUGCUCCUCGCGUCCAAGUUGCGCGAGGCCAGGCCCAUUUCCGCCGAACAGCUCGUACUCUACACCGACAACUCCAUCACGCUCGACGACCUUUGGAGGUGGGAGCAGCUGGUGGUGUCGAAGCUCAAGUGGGACUUGUCGGCGGUGACGCCCAACGAUUUCUUGUUCUACAUAAUCGCCCGUCUACCCUUCGACGCCAACUACUGGGACACGAGGAUGGUGCAAAGGCACGCGCAGACCUUCAUUGCUCUCAGCGUUAGAGAGUACAAGUUCUCGAUGUACACGCCAAGCAUGAUAGCCGCAGCUUCGGUAGCCGCUGCACUACACGGCCUCGACUGGACCAACAAGAGCGGCUACAACCUCGCCUGGCUACUCAACGAACUGACGCGCAUCACCGGCAUCGAGCAGGACUACCUCGUGAGUUGCCUGGAGCAGAUCGAGGAGAUGGUGCGGACCGGCUGCGACAGCGGCGCCACGACACAGGCGAGCGGCAGCGGUGCGACAACGACGUCGUCCGGCUCGACGACAGCUGGCACGAGUGGCUACCACCACCACCAACAGACCGAGUUGGGGGAAGGUCAGCAGCAGCUGGGGAACGACGUGGAGAUGGAGAUGACGGCCCAGGAGAAGCUCGUCGAGUACGAGAAGGCGAGCACGCCGACUGACAUUAGGGACGUGCACUUUUGA